Molecule: messenger RNA, 1668 nt
Organism: Opisthocomus hoazin
Lineage: Eukaryota; Metazoa; Chordata; Aves; Opisthocomiformes; Opisthocomidae
Source: RefSeq, a predicted model, not a curated record
AUGGCCAAAGCCUUGGCCGCUGCUGAAGACUACACUACUGCUGCAAGUGAAGAGAGAACCUCUGCUCAUGAUUUCCUCGUUGGGCAUGUUUACAGGGGUGUGGAGACAUUGGGAAAGGAACUUUUUAUGUAUUUUGAUCAGAAAGCUUUGAGGAUUCACUUCGGAAUGAACGGUUCCAUGCUCAUUAAUCCUGACGGAAGCAAAGACAAACAUGGCAUGCUACCAGUUUUGGAGAUACAGCUUACAGAGGAUACUGUUUGUUUUUUUGAGGUGACAGUGGAGUAUAGAAAUGCAGCAGAGAGUGAACAGAAAGUGAGAAUGAUGGAAAGCUUAGAUGUCUGUUCUCCAAAGUUUAGCUUCUUAAGAGCAGAAAGUGAGAUUAAGCAGCAGAAAACCCGCAUGUUGUGCGAUGUGUUAUUGGAUCAGGCAGUAUUACCUGGAGUGGGAAAUAUCAUUAAAAAUGAAGCACUAUUUGACAGUGGUCUCCAUCCAGCUGUUAAGGUUUGCCAACUGACAGAUGUGCAUUUACGUCACUUGGUGAAAAUGACACGUGAUUUUACUCUGCUUUUUUAUAAGUGCCGCAAAACUGGGUCUGCGCUCUACAAACACUACAAAGUAUACAAGCGCCCAACCUGUGGUCAGUGCAACGAGAAGAUCACUGUGUGUCGUUUAGGAGAGAAUAACAGGAUGACUUACUUCUGCUCUCGAUGUCAAAAGGCGGAUCCUCAGCUCGUCAAUGUUAGCAAACUGCCAACUAGAAACAGCCUAAUUGGCUGGGCAUGUGGCAGGGGGUCAUGUUCUAAUGAACAUGUAGCUCUCAAAUCUGAAGAGGAGUGGACGUGUAUGCGCUGUACCCUAAUAAACAAGCCUUCUGCUGAAAUUUGUGAUGCCUGUUUGACUUCAAGGCCUGAAGUUCCAAAGACAGAGAACGUUGAAGAUUCUGCAGCCUUUAACAGAAACUUAAUGAAGUACCCUUGUAAUGAUUUCAGAAAACCAAGCACAGAAAUAAAGAUCAAUAGGAAAGCUGCAUUUGGAACUACAACUCUUGUCUUAACAGAUCUUGGUAACAAUGCUGUUUUAAGAAAUGACAGCCAGAUAUCUGAUGGACGUUCUCCGUGUGUUACUCCAAAAAGCAAUUGUAAUCAAAUCCUAAAGAAUGUCUGCCAGUCAGGGGGAAGCACAGACAAGGAUUGCUCUAUACACGUACCUGCUAUGGCUUUGUCCACCUGUCAGCAACCUCUCUCUUUCGAACACAUACAGAAGAAACAGAAAACUGAUAAUCUACCCUCUAUUCACCAAUAUAAUAUAGCAAUCGGCAAACCUCAAGCAAAAAUGGCAGAUGAUAUUCAUAAGUUAAGUGCAGGCCAUCCUCGCUGCAGUAAACACAACCGUCUCUGCAGCCUCAGAGUUGUGAGAAAGGAUGGAGAAAACAAGGGCAGGCAGUUUUUUACCUGUCCUCUACCCAGAGAAACUCAGUGUGACUACUUUCAGUGGGCUGACUUGAGUUUUCCAUUUUGUAACCAUGGCAAGCGAUGUGUUAUGAAGACUGUGUUGAAGAUUGGUCCCAAUAAUGGAAAGAACUUUUUUGUGUGCCCUCUUGGGCAGGGAAAACAGUGUGGCUUUUUCCAGUGGGCAGAAAACGGGCCAGGUAUGCAGGGGAUUCCUUGA